AGACCCCCCUAUAGGCGUUAAAACCGUACAGAUCCUAUAUAAGCAAGAGGCUACCGUCUCAACUUUGCGGGUUCUUGAAACCCGCCACGCAGAAAUUUUGCAUCUAAACGUAUCAUAUAGAUAUAGAAAAUGAGCACUGCCAGUCAAGUGGUAAGUGUUUGGCAAAAUUCAAAUUUUGCUACCGCUGUUCAAUGAAAUGUUAAUUACAAAUUUUAAAAAUAAACAAUUAUCUUUUUUGGCUUGCUACUGUUUACAGUUAAUGACGUCAUUUUUAAAUUCUAAAUACCCCGGUACUUGAUCUAUUAUGAGGCAUGUAGGUCUACAAAGUAACAAGUGUUGGAAUGAAUGAAUUAUUCUGUUAGUACAAUUAAUACUAGUUGUAGAACAUAUAAAUUGUAAUUAGCCUAGAGAAAAACAAACAAGGAAUGGAUAAAAUACGUCAAGGCCAUGUUAUUAGAAAUAAAAUUUACUUAUUUAUAGGCUAUUUACUAUUAUUUGUAUUGUAUUAGUUGAGCAGCCUACUAUUUACUAUUUGUGAAAUGUAGUGGCUGUCUGAACUUUCUAUAGUACUUGCAGAGGCAUAACUGGGAUUUGUGUGACCCCGUAGGGUAAACUCAUGGUAUCAACCCCCCCCCCCCACAUACACACGAAGUACGUGCAGCUUGUAAUUUUUAACCAAAUUAUAGUAAUUAUACAGAAUCGCUUUUAGUAUAUAGUAUAUUAUUUUCCUAAAGUAAAGUACCACAAAUUUUUAACAAUUAAAAGUAAACAUCUGAGGUGACAAUUUUAAAAAAUGCAUCAAAAUUAAUUUUUAUUGAUAAUUGAAAUAAUAAUCUUGACGUCAACAUGUCAAACUGGUAUUCAAAGAUGCAAACCUAUCAAUGACGAAGUUUGCAUUCUUCACCUUAUCACUUUCAGCUGAAAAAAUAGCAAGACCAGAAAGUAGGGAUAACAAUACUUGUCCAUGCACCGUUCUGCCCAUGUCCUAAAAUGUCGAAAAAAUGUGUUCUGCAAUAUGGCGUACAGCUACACGGUAUCAUUGGAAAAUUGCAUACUACGUCACCUUUGUUUAUUAAAUAACUCCUUUCCUCAUCACUGACGCAUCAGUUUUUGUGUUCCGGUCAUAUAUUGAUUUAUGCUACGAUAUUUUUUGUGCAUCACGGGCAGUAUUAUUAAAAUGACUCCGCUAGUAUAUAAAUCACAUAAAUACUUUUUUACUAGUAAAGCCACCAAAAUAAGGUUUAGUGCUCCCUAAUCUACAUUCAUUGUAAGAGUUUUUUUCAUUUUUUGAGUUAUUAUCGUUGAGCUCUCUAUAAAAAGUUAUGCAUCCUGCGAAGAAGUGGGGGGUAUGAAAUUAUCAUUAUUGUUUUAUUUUGAUCGACAAGCCGGAAAUGGCUGCUAUCACUGUGAUACGUUAAUGUUAAAUUCUUAAACAUCUAAAUCAUUAUAAGACGUUUAAAAUGAAUCAUUUUAAGAUAAGAUUAUACCAAACUUGAAAAGUUUAUGUAGUAACCAAGGGUUGGUUUUAAGGUUUAUUUAACAUUAAAAUUUGUGUACAGUAUUAUUGAAUCAAUAUUUUAUAGUUUUACAAUAGUAAUAUCGAUAAUAAUAAUCGUUUUUCUCUUAUUAUUUCAGAGAAUAUUACUAAAAUUAGGCCUACUUACAAUUAUCAAUUAUAAUUAUAAACAACUGUUAUUAUAAUAGAAUAGAAAAGCAGUACAUAGACAAUUAUUUAAUAUAUCAAAUAACAUUUUUGAAUGAAUUAGUCUCAUCAUUAUCAUAUUAUCAUCAUGGAUGAUUUUAUUUGAGUAAUCUUUAUUUAUAAUUACAUCCGUUCGAUUUUAUAAAUAAAAAAGACUACUUACCUUAUUAUAAAUAUAAUAAUUGAUUUAAAACAAGCAUAAUAAAAUUAGUUAAAAUUCAAUAAACAUUUUUGUUUUUUUCGUUUUUUCCUGUAUAAAUAAUGAUUUUCCCAAUUUUUCUGUUCACUUUUUUCUGGUCUGUUCACUUUUUUCUGAACUACCCACAAAUAAAUUUAUAAAAAAUAAAGGUCUUAAUGUUAUAAAACUUUUGUAGUUUAUUGUACUGUAUAUUGCAUUGAUAAUGUCUCCUGAAAAUUUGGUAGCAUUAUCUUUUAAAAUCAAAAAGUUUUGGGUAAAAUAAGGCAGAAAUUUUGAAAGUGGGCCACACGUUUUUUCAGUUAAAUACUAAGAUAAAGAAGGGGGGUUUUUAAAAAUCACAAAAAAAAAUCAUAACUCCAUUUCUAUAAAAGAUAGAAAGAUGAAAUUGGUGUUGUUGUAAAGUGUAAAGCUUUAAAAUAAUGUAUCAUUCAUGGCAAUUGGACAAUAUUUAAAUUUUGUGUCAAAGUACCUACAGAAAGACUGGACCAUUUCAUAUUAGAACACAAAUAUCUCAUUAUUAGAGAUAUCAUUUUUGAAAAGUUCCACUUACAUGAAACCAAAAUUGUAAGGAUAAUGAGGAUUGGGAGAGAUUUUAGGAAGUCCCAUUCAGUUAUGAAUUAUUAAAUUGCAAAUAUUGACCAAUCUUUGGAUCCAUUUUUGGAGAAUGUAGAACCUUGGGCAAAAAGAUUGAACAAGUAAAACAAUGAAAAUUAUUACUACAAAAACCAGAUAUGUUUAUAGUUAAUUUAAAACAAUAUUGAAAGGGAUUUAACAUAGGACUCAACAAGUGCAUAAAAAAGCGUCACAAACUUAAGCUACGUGACUAAACUUAUGGAAAAAUACACUAGAAGCACAGGCGGCACCCUGUUAUUGAGACAUUCGGGUCUGCUGGCAUGCUGCUAUUGUAUUUAACUUGGAUAUCUUUUAAAAAACAACUCAAGCAAGCUCUUUCAAAUUUACAAUUUUCUAUUUGAUGUUACCAGUGCAGGGUUGCCAAAAGUCAGUAAAAAAUGAGACAUCGUACAAACAUUUUUUUGAAGUUUGGUUUGUUUUAAACUUAUAUUCAGAAUGAAGAGAAAACUGGUGAGAAUGUAUUAUCAUAAGAUAACUAACAUUUAAAAAUAAUGUCUCAAAGUCAAAUGACAGAGAGCUGUUGUCAAAGUACAUGAGUACUUUAGUCACAUGGAUUAUUUAUAAUUUUUUUAGCUAUAUAAUUUCAACAUCAUAACUUUAAAAUGUGUCCUUAAAAAUUGUUCUUGUUAAAAAAUGGUGGAGAUUUAGAAUAUUUGUACAUGCAUAUAUUUUAUUGAAUCCAACCCCACCCACCCCCCCUUCAAUGACGCCACAUAGUAAUAUAGGGUCAGAAAAUCGGGUAAAUUAUACCAAAUGGGGUAAAAUUGAAAAUCUUGGGGGUAAUGAGGGUAAAGACAUAAAUUAAUUUAAUUCCCUUUUACAAUUGGAGACCUUUUGUACCUUUUGAUAAUUCUUAUUUUUUGGCUUGUUUAAAUAAAGGACUUAGCCACCAUUUAAUGUGUUUAAUUUAAUGCAGUACACAAUGCUAAACCGGAUCAGAAAAGGUCAUUUUAUUUUGACUUUGAUAAAAAUGUGACUUGGGUAGUUGUAGCACUAGAGUCUUCAAUUAUUUUGUUCUGCAACACUGCAUCUGGCCUUUUUAAUUAAUAGAAAUAUGCACCCAACAUGCUGUGGUAUAAGCUCAUUUCGCAGCAAAUUGUUCAAGCUAUCAUGAAAUAAAUUUUUUGAGAUUCUAGAAGCAAUAUUCCUCCAGAAAAUGUCAAAUUAUAGAUACAUAUAUUGAAUAUUGUUUUAUUUUUUCAUUCACUACCUUCAGCUUUAUGUCAUACAAAGUACAAGGGAGAAAUAAGUAAAAAUUCUUUUUAAAAAUGAAGUUACUAUAUCCAUUCGGAGAAAAAAAAAUACUCCAGAAUACACAAACAUAAAUGUCUUUGGGGUCCAAUCAUUGUCUUUACUAUUUGAUUUUUACCCUUUUCCAAACGAAUUGGUCUAAAAAAUAAAACUUAGCUUAUGAAUUAUGGCUAAAAUUGCCAAUAUUUGACUCUUUUAUAUUGCCAUCAAUGCUAGAGCUAAUACUGUCAUUACUAGCAAAUGGAAUAUCUCUGAAAUCAUUGCUUACAUUUUAACCUAUUUGAAAUAAUUCCAUAAAGAAAGUCUGUGUUGUUUUUGCAAUCUAGGGGGAUCCUCUCCAGCAUCAGACAUUAUGGCAGUAAAAAAAACCGAGAACAUUUCACACCUGAUAAAUCACAAAAGAAGCUCUGAUAAAAGCACGUUGAUACACAUAUAGAAAUGUAAAUAGCAUGCAAACUCAUUUAUAAAGAGUGAUUUCCCCUUAACCAAUAUACAUUAAAUAAUUUGCAUUUUUAAUGGGGUGGAUUAUAUUUACCGUGACACCAAAAAAAGGGGUUUAACAGCCGAUGAUCAGCAGUUACGAUAGUUAUAGGGUUAAAUAAAACUAGCAGACUAGGGUAUCAUCAAAUGGUGCAUAUGGGAACAUAGAUUAGUAUUAUUAUGAUGGCUGACUGGAAUAUUUUUGAUCAUCCUCCUGUAGUGCCCAUUAUAAGAUCUCUCAAUUAGCUUCCUGCCAGUUGGGGGUAUGUUAUACCAUUUCCAGUGCCUUAGACUAGCUGUUUUAACCUUUUUCUUAUGACACUCUAAAAAAAUUAAUUGUUAAAUAUUUUGACACAAAUCGUAUAAGUUUAAACAAAUUAAGUGGGUGGGGAGGGGUGAGUAGCAGUGUGCUGUUUGAUUCUUGUAAUUUACUAUUAUAUAUGUGGUUUAUAUAGUUUCCUUACAAUGUUUAGGUAAAAUGUCCCCAAAUAUAUAUUUGAUCUUUUAUUUUUAUCAAACCUUUGCAACACACCUGUGGCUGUGGACUUGGGCAACACAUCCGUUGAAAACCGCUGUUAAAUUCCAUUUAAGGUUCCCACGCCCUUGUGCCCCUGUAGUUUCCACACAAAUAACUACCCAUUUAACUCCUACCUAAUGAUGCUUAUGUAGUUUUUGCUGAGUGUGUGUCCAGAUACAAUAUAUCCUCUGCAUAUCCCAAAGUUGAAUGUUUGAGUGAAGCUGUUCACUAGAUACCAAUAUCUUGUUUGUGCCAGCUGUAAUAGAUUUAAGGUGAAAAUACAAUCAUGACAUUUCAGACACUGUCCCAAAAGAUUCUGUGGGUUGAUAAUUUUUUAAUAAUUAUUUUCUAUAAUCUUUCAGUCAAAAUUGUACCAGACAGUGGUUGACGAUGUCAUCACUAAUGUCAAGGAAUCAUUCCUGGAUGAAAGUGUCGAUGAGCAAGUUCUAACUGAUCUUAAAACGGUGAGGCAAUCUAUCAAUCACUGCUAAUUAUUAAUGAGAGAAAGAAAGAACCAGGUUAAACUAGCUUACUCACAAAAUAGCUGUUAAUAGCUGCAGAUUACAAGUAUUUUUUUUACAAGUGUACUUUGACGAUUUUGGCGUACAAUGUACAAUUUUGAGAUGUAUUUUACAAUUUUAAGCAGAGACCUGUCAAAACUACAAUUUUUAUGAGACUGGGUUAAAAAUGUAUUUUCUUUUGGUUUUUACAAUUUAAAAAAAAAAUUAUAUAUUAGAUCUAUAUCAAUAAUAAAUACAAAAUCAUUGUCAGUUGUUAGUUUUACAUCCUUUCUAUAGCCGUCGGUAAAUGGGCAGAGAAAUACAAUUUGGCUGUGGACCAUUCAUAAUAUUACAUACACAGGAGGAAAGGGGGAGGGGGGGUUGACUUGGCAGUGCCUGGUUGGGUGAGGGAGGGGGUGUCUCUUAAAUAUUUUUAAAAGCUAUAAUAUAAAGCCACUACAUUUUGUAAUAAACGUACCACUACUUUUCGAAAUAUACGUCAUAUUGUAGCUUUGUGUUCACAAUGAAUUUGCUAGAUACAGUAACAUAAUAAUAAGCAUAUUCGCCAUACUGAAAAAUUUAGUUAACAUUUGCUUUGGUUAGCUUUGGUGUUGUAUGAAGUAAUUUUGUGACAUAAUUAUUUCAUUCUUCGGCUGAACGGUUGCGAUUGCAAAAAUAGAUAAAACUAUGGAUUUUAAAAAGUGCAUUUUCUGCCGUAUCACACAUCAGCGUUAGUUUUGACAUAUUUUAUAAAGAUCUAGUGAGUGGCAUUUGAAAUAAAUUUUUAGAAGUCACCAAGCAGCUGUAAAAUUUAAUACACUAGCACUUCUCUUCCCUUCUCCCAAUACAGCUUGCGGUAGUUUUUAGACUAUAUAAUAUAUUCUUGGAAAAUAAGAUUCAGGUUAUAGGCCUAAUGCUGUUGUGGGCAAUUCAUACAUUGUGGCCCGCCUGAUGUAUCACAAAUGAAAAUAUUUCUGAAUUCAAUAGUGAUUAGUUUCAUUUUUGGCAUAAACACACAUUUGAAAUAUAUAUACAUCAUAUGUGCCAUUUCGGUUUUUCUCAAUCUUAUUUUUAGACUUUUGAAAAAAAAUAUAUUAAAAUAAAAAAUAAAUUAUAAAACAGCUUUAAUAUUUACUAGCUACUAAAAAUCAAAAGGAUUUUGAUUUAUAUAAACACAGCUAGGUAAGGGGUACCUAAUUUUCCACAAGCAUUAUGAUUAAGUGUAGAUUAAUGCAAAACUAUAUUCAGAUGUACAUGAAAUUGCAUCCCUGGAUUUUGAAUUAAUAAAAAAUUUGCAUGGAAGGGGCUCAGCCUCCUCACAAAACUCAAACCAUUUUUGCUCGGGUGACUUCAUCGAGCGCUCUCAAACACCACCCCCCCCCCUCACCUCCACAUCUUCGUAUAUCAAAGUGGGCAGAUGACGAGCACCUUUUUAUCUUAAUUGUGCACUUGUAUAUAAAUAAAUAAACAUCAGUCAUCUACUUUGAGAAAUGACCUUAAUUUGACAUACUGUAUGUUUAUUUGUUUAGUAUUACAAUAGGUAUUGUAUUGUAUGUUUUGAGAAGGUAAAGUACUUUUUUGAGACUAUAUUGUACUAUUUAGUUAAUUUAGGGAGUUCCAGUGUAACCAGUUCUGCUGUAUCUGAUUAGUUAACAAAAAAAUUGUCCAUCUUUCUAGCUUUGGAUGACCAAGCUUGCUGCCUCUAAGGCACUGGAGGUCACUCAAACUGAGCAAGAGCAGCCCAUACAACAACAUGUAACCACAAUGUUGCCAAUACAGAGCACUAACCAGCAUGAGCAAAGUGAGUAUGCACUUAAUCUAUGGUCAUGCUUUUACUCAUUUCUAGAUUAAACUUAACUUUAGUGUCCUUGUCAAUACAAUUUACAAUUUAAUUAUUUUAAAAAAUAGAGAGAGAGUUUUUGUUAAAACAAACUUGCAUGGCUCAGAUGUUGGCCUUGCGAAACAAAAGCAUAAUUAAUUUUAAUUAUUUGUUAAGUAAGUGUUUUUAAAGAUAGUUUUGUUGGCGUCAGUCAUGGUAGUGAUAAUUACGAUAGUGUAGCUAGCACCAGUAGCAGCUCAAGUUCUAAUAGUUGAAGUAGUGGAAAAUAGGGUAAUAAUGAAUUCAAUAAACAUUAUUUAAAGAAAUAUGUAGGUCACCGAUGAAUUAUUAUUAUUUUUUGUAAAUCUCUAUAAACCCAAAUCAUAUCAUAUUUUCUAAACUGAAUUAAUAAUGUUUUAUGUGUCUGAAAAACUUAUAUUUAAAAGGACCCAGCAUAUGAUUCCUUGUCCAAUUUGCUUUUAGACUAACUAUACUUAUAUAGGUCUCUGAAUUUAUUUUCUAUUAAUUUAGGGUAUUUUAGUAAUACAUAUCAAAGUUAUUAAAAAAGAGUUGACACCGCAGCUCCUUUGCAUUUGAGAGGGAGGAAUAGGGGUAACUGGAAGUAAAAGUAGAAAGUACUUUGGCACCGAUGCUUCGUAAUACCCACCACCAUAAUUUUUCAAUAAAAGCAUUCAAGUCAUAGAGAAUAUAAAUAUGCAGUAUUUCUCAUAAACUAAUAUUGCAAUCAAUGAUUUAUUUCAGUCGGGAACCAAGCAAGUCAGUCAACUCAACAAUAUCAGGUACUUAAAACUACUACCAAGUGAUGAAAAUAAUUUUUUUUUUUACACUUACCAAUUGAACUCAUUUCGUGCUAGCUGCCAGGCUUACCUUAUCUGUCUUCUUAAAAAAAGCAUAGGAAAUCAAAUUUUAACUUUAAUUACAUUUUAAUUUUAAAUACCUUAUAACAAGGUGAAACCAAAUACAUCCAGAAAUGAAAAAUGUUCUAGAAAAAUAUAACAAUAGUGGCCAAGAAAAAAGGAGCAAUGGAAAAAAAACUCAUAUUGUGCACAUGUGACAACAUGAGAUGUACCAUACUAGAAAUGAAGAAAUGUACAUCAAUGAGACAUCUCACGAAGAUAUAUUUUUUUUAAAUUAUGGAAAUCUAAUGUAUGAAAAAGUUGAUAACAUCAAUGUAUGUAUCAUUUAUGUGUUUUAAAAAGUGCGAAUAUGGGCUUGAAAUAUUAGAAGUUAUUUCAAAUUGUCAAUAUAGCUUAGUGUACCGGGUAUGUAGACUUGCAUUAUGUUAAUGUGCCACAACAACAUUCUGCAGUUGAAACACAAAAGUAAGACCACAUAUUGAAAGCUUUGGUCUGGAGGAUAGGCUAUGUUGCAUUUUUUUGUUCUGCCAUAAACACACUCCCACAGGUUGCUACCGUGACCAGUUCAAUUUUUUCAUAUAUAUAUUAUAUAUAUAUCUAUAUAUAAUAUAUAUUAUAUAUGUGUGUGUGUGUGGCUUAAAGAUUGUGUUACAUUUGUUGUUAAAAGAUAUUUAUCUAAUUAUUGAAUCUUCAAAUAUCUGUUCUAGCUACCAACUAAUUCUGGAGUGCCACUAUUAACUCAUGGUAUGUUUCACCAACAGUUGUCAGCUGUUGGUCCAGAUGGACAAGUACGAAACAUUACAGUCAGUCAGACAGGUAUGUUUUUGUUUUUGUGUCUAACUUAUGAAUGUAUACCUCUGUAUUUUGCACAAUUUCGUUGACUUAACUUAAAAAAUCGCAACUUUUAAAAAAGUCGUAGAAAAUGAGCCCCUAAACACACCGCAUUUCAAAAUAUAUUAUCAAAAUAAGUGCUGACGAGGCUUCCUUCCGGUAGAACUAUAAAUAUUAAUUCACAAUCGAUUUCUGCCGUGCUAAGAACGAAAGUAAACAACCUCAAAACGGACGGGUUUUGGCCGCAAUGGACUGUAGGCUUAAGGAAAAAAUCAGCGCUUUUUGGUCGCGUCGGACUAUAAAGGGUUAAAUAGUCUAUGCAUCCUAAAUUUUCCACUUUGUUUCACCAUUAAAAAGAAGAAUUGAUUAUGUUAAAUUAAUGAUAAGAAUUUUAUUUGAAAACAAUUUUAAAAUUUAAUGUGGUGUACUUUACAGCGCGGUGAGCCUGGGGUACCGCGCUAUAUAAGACCACUUAUUAUUAUUAUUAUUAUUAUUAUAUGGAACAACUUUUGUAUUAAAACUGAAAGUAUGGGUCAUGAAAAUUUAAUCUUAUUUUUCAAUACAGUUUUUCUGAAAAUUCUUACAAAAUGGAUAUUUUAAAGGAAACUAACUGUCCAUUUUGGUUUUAGGUGAUGGUCAAUUUAUAGCAUUGGGACUUCCAACUCAACAGCACUUGACUCAAUUUCAACAACAUUCCGGCCAACUGAUGAUCCAACAACAGCAUCAAUCACUCCGUUUACCUCAACAACAACAAAUUAGGUUAACACAACAGCAACAACUGCAGCUACAGCAGCAAAAGUUGCUCCAAGGUCAGAUUAUGCCAACACAAGUAAAUAAAGCCCAAGGGGUGAGUAAAGUAAUGUUAUAUAGUUUUAUCCUUUUAAGUAAGCUCUAACAAUUACUUUUAAAAUUGAAUAUUUAAAUGAAAUUUUUAAUACUGGUAUAUUAUGUUCAGUUUCAACAUUGUCCCUUUAAAAAGACUGAUUUGGGGGUCAAAGGGGGGUCGGAGGUCGCUGUAAACUAACAAACCUCUUGUUUUCAUACAUACAAUAAUUAAUAAAAUUUAAAAAAAUACUUAAUGAAUGCGCAGCUUUUUAAAAUUCAGCUGUAACAGUUUCCUGAAAAGUUUAAGUGUAACAGCCUAUACAUCUAUUAUUUUAUGUCAUUAUGUUAUAAAUACUUUUAUCAGGGAGUUCAUCAAAACUUAAUACAGCUGGAUGGUACAGCAGACACUAGUUCAUCAGAUGAUGAAGAUUUUGAUGAUGAUGACAAGGAGGAUGAUGAAAAAGAGGAUGAAAAUGAAGAGGAGGGGCCAGGUGAAGAAGAAGUGAGAGCAUUUUUAGGGAUUUUUUAAAAACAAUUUUUUUAUUUAUUCAUGGGGACGGGGACGAUGUGUAUGUUUUUGUUAUUUAUAGUUUGUGAGAGAUGAAAUUUGGAACACCUCUUAGUCACAAGAGAUCUUUCAAACUAACUCGAUUCACAUGUACCUAUUAUGUAAAUUUGUGUAUAUAUGUAGGACUUAAGACAUUUUUUAAUUUGUCACAGAAAAAUAAUAUCAACAUUUACAGAGUAUUUAAUUAUCUUCCCAGUUUAGUGACAUGGAUGAAAUAUUAAACAGCGUACAUGUGUAGAAAUAGACUCAUUGUUGGUAGAGAUGUGUGACUGGAUUAAUUACGUUUAAGGUUUUAUUAAUUAGAUACAUUGGUACGUUUGUGUUUCAGGACCCGUUGAACUCAAACGAUGAUGUUAGUGAAGACGACCCAAAUGAAUUGUUUGAUACAGACAAUGUUGUUGUAUGUCAGUAUGACAAGGUGAGUCAUUGUAGGAUUUAGGAUCUUAAAACUUGUAAACUUUCCAUUUCUCAUUUGUACGCAAUUUUAAUUGUUCUCUAGGAGUCUGGGCUCCUACAUGGUGAAUUUUUAGAUUAUAACACUUUGUCAUUGUGCACAAAAAUCUUUCAUUAUGAUUGUACGGAGCACAUAAAAAAGAAAGAGGAUUUACCGAUUCUUAAAAGCAUAUCGUGAAGUAGUUUAGAGACUUUUACCAAAGUCUUCUAUAAGUUUGUAUUUUCUUUUUCUCUGAUCACUAAAAUAAAGUCUAGGUAUGUUGUGAUGAGAAAUCUGCCAAAUAAGUACAUUUUUUUAGAAGUUAGAAAUACAGCUAUUACUCACUUGUUUGGUGGUAAACACCAUAUUUCAUUUUGCUGCAUUAUGCUCCUUCAGGACACAUCAUAACCUAACUCCCAUACCACACUCUGAAUGUUUGGCAUAGCCAUUCAUUGCUAAGUUGGAAGUUUAGCAUUUAAUUCAUUUUUGAUAAGUUCAUGAGCAAGUUUGGAUGAUAUAACUGAUGCAUAGUCACUUAUAGAAUCUCCAGAAAUGUAUACAAAAACUGAUGAUUAGGUUAUUAUGGAUGAAGAUGACUCUCCUUCUGAUUUUAAUAUUAUAUUUUAAGAGUUCUUCCAUAUAUAUGCUUAUAUGUUACUGUGGUAAGUUAAUUAUUCUAGAAUUAUUGUAUUAUUGUUUUUGUAAACAUGUAUGUUUCCAAAUGUAUUAUGGGCAUUGUUUAGUUAUUAGUAGGUAUCUGAGAUGGUUAACAUCAAGUGGAUGAGGUGGAUGAAAUACCAGUGAUAAAGUGUAGAGUUGAGUCAACUAAGGGUUAUAUAUAUUAAAAUGUUUGAACUAUUUUUGUAAAGCCUCCACAAUUGGGAGAUCCUGCCCCACUUACAUUGGCUCUCUCAAGGUGUCAAACUAAUUCUAUUUUUUUUCUUCCAGAUAAACAGAAACAAGAACAAGUGGAAAUUUCAUUUAAAAGAUGGCAUCAUGAAUCUAAACGGCAAAGACUUUGUAUUCCAGAAAGCCACCGGUGAUGCAGAGUGGUAGCAAUGGCUUGAUUGUGUUGUGUAAAUGGAGUUUUGUAUCUACUGGAGUGUUCAUGGGUUUGUUGUGAUAAGUUUUACAUGAGAUUUGGAGAGGAGACAAGUAUAAGCUUUUUAUAUCUGUGCCUUGGUAUGACAUACUGGGGAGAGUUGUUCUAAAUGUCUGUGGGCUGAGUUUGUCAACAAGAGAUGUUCAGUUUUUGUAAGGUUAUGUGAUGGUUUGGGUGAUGAGUUGAUCCUAAUUACUGCUUGAAUGAUGGUCACCAUUGAAAGACAUCGUUUUAAUUUCAAACUUGUAUUUUUUAAUUAUUUUUUUAAAGAGAUGAUCAAAUCUCUUCAGAUCUCUUCAGAGAAAAUCUUUUUUUUUUAAUCACUUUAUCACCAAAGAUUUUUGUUUGAGAUGUUAUGACCAAAGGCUUUUGUUAAGGUUCCGUUUCCUUUAUGAGAUUAGAUCGGUAGGACUGUUUGAACUGUGUAAGAUGCAGUUUCCUUUUACAAGAUUAGAUGAUGAGGACUGGUUGUACCGUGUUCGUUUUAAAACUUGUGUUUUUUAAAGGAAUGAUCAAUGGGAGUGAGUAUGAUAUGCACUCCAGAGAGAGCAUAACAUUGACAUUUAUCUAAUAGUGAGCCAGUCCAUCGGAACUUGGAGGUAUUCUGUCAUCACUCUCAAGAUCUCUUAGAACACCAAAUAUGUAAGGUGUUAUGACUGUUGUCAGUCUUUACAGUUCUUAGAAACAUUUUUGCAUUUCUGUUGACUAUGAUUGAACAGCUCAAUAAAGACAUGACUUUAGUUGAUGCUCAUAGAGAUUUAUGUGAAAUAUAUUAUGUCUUAAAUGCAGUUUAUUACAUGGAUUAUUUUGUUAUGAUUGAAAUGGUUAAAAUUCUUGUAAUAAAUUCUCAAAGUUUGCUGUUAAUAAACUUUUUGUUUAGUUUUCUAUAUUUUUUUCAUUAACAUUUCAUGGGAGUGAUGAACAUUUUGAGAUUUAUGACACCAGUGUGAAUGUAUGAAUUAAGUAUUUCCAUCUUUAAUAGGUUUCAGGUCUUUUUACUUUAUCUCAUCUCAGUAAUCUUCAAUUAUCUAUUUUUACCUUUAAGACUUGCAGAGCAACUGAUGAAAUGACACAUUGACAUUUAUUUAAGUUUUAACUAAAUGACUAUUUUUAACUAAGUAUUUUUAAUUGAAAUUCUUUUGAUUAGACAUUUAUUUAUUUCACAGAACCACAAGCCCUCUGUAAUUUCUACGUACCGGUAAUGGUAUUUCUAAAUAAUAAAAUAAAUUACAUUGCCCCAAAAUAAAAUUUAGAGCUUUUUGAGGUUUUGCUAAAUUAACGUCACCCACAAACUGAAUAUGUAGUGUUUCUGGAAUAGUCUCUAAAAGCUAUUCCAGAAUACAAUAUUGUAUAGACAUCGAAUGAUCUAUCUAUUUACAUUACAGUUCUGGCUAAUGGUCUAGUUUAUGGUUGUUUGAUUUAUGUUGAUGUAUUUUAUGAUACACACUUCAGUGUAUUUAUUCCAUCUGUUGCUUGUGUGGAGACAUAGCAAGAAUGUGUUUGUCUAUGCUGAAAAGUAUGGUAAGUGUAAUUAUGUAAAAUGUCACAUGAUCCAAUGAUUAUUAAAUUAUAAAAUCAUGAGUACCAUU
This is a messenger RNA of Lymnaea stagnalis (great pond snail), 13327 nucleotides long. Lineage: Eukaryota; Metazoa; Mollusca; Gastropoda; Lymnaeidae. The record is from the annotation of a GenBank genome assembly.